Molecule: messenger RNA, 1135 nt
Organism: Neurospora crassa OR74A
Lineage: Eukaryota; Fungi; Ascomycota; Sordariomycetes; Sordariales; Sordariaceae
Exons: 1
Coding region: 612-830 (72 amino acids)
Source: RefSeq, a predicted model, not a curated record
GUCGUUCCCCGUGAUCACUCCCUUCCGUAUGGUUCAACAGAACCCAGCUACAACAACCAACCGUCGCCAACAGGUAGGUGGCUCUGUUCACAUUGGCUGUCAUCACUUCCUUCCCGUUCCGAAUUGGCAACACCCAAGGUUGUGUUACUGCAUCACGUUUUCGGGUCCAACCGGCAAAUUUCGCAUGAUGAAGCACAGAGAUAUUGUUGGCGGCAAACUGUUUCGACUUUUUUUGGGAUGACAGUCGAAACGCCUUAUCCUCGAACUAUUCAUUGGUUCCCACAGCAGUAACACCACCUUCACGGGAGAUAUGAAUGACCAACAUGUCGUUUCACCGAACGCCGGAAACCACCAACGAAUUCCCUAAUCCACAACCGUACAACGGUCAAACUCACCACCUUGAGUGACCAGAGCGACGUUCGUAAGAGGUAUAACUACUACCCCUCGCCUCCCCUUCAUGUUCGGCUUCUCUUCUACAUCAGUCAUCAGCAUCAGCAUAACAUCCACAUCCACAUUUCCACUACAACCAAGCAAACCACAAAAUCACACCGACCACACACUCACAACUUUUCAACUUCCAAACCCCAAAAAAAAACCACCAAACAAGCAAAAUGUCUACCCCUAUCUCCAACACCACCCCCACCUCCGCCGCCCCCACCGGCACUGAACAGCCCCAGGAGACCGUCUCCGCUCCCGUCCAGACGACUACCACUACUACCGUCAUUACCACCACCAUUGAGCCUGCUCAGGCUGUCGCCGCCGCCGCGGAGAAGAAGGAGGAGGUCAAGGAGGGCAAGGACGACAGCAAGGAGACUACUACCAAGCAGUAGGAGGUACAAGAGCCAGCCAUGAUCACAUCCACGCCGGAUCUCAGGAGGAUCGCAGUGCAGUCACCUAGACAUUUGCUCGGGGAAGGUGAAGGGAGUGACAUGAUGAAGUGAUGGAGGGGUUAGUUCCUUGGCGAGAGGGACUCAUGAUUUGAAGACAACGAGGGAAUGAGACAUGGAAAUGGAGGAGGAUAGGAUAUGGUGAGUGAGGGCUGGUAGAGAUAGAAAUGGGCGGGAAUAAGGGGUGGACUUGAAAGAAAGAAAGAAUAGUAGCAAACGGGAAUGAAAACGUGCGUGUGGUCAUUGGG